Molecule: messenger RNA, 8982 nt
Organism: Porites lobata
Lineage: Eukaryota; Metazoa; Cnidaria; Anthozoa; Scleractinia; Poritidae
Source: the annotation of a GenBank genome assembly
UGAUUCCAGCUGACAUGAUCUUUAUCAGAAAUUCAGUGUAGCUUCAGCAAUGCCAUUCGUCAGUCGAUACGUGUUUCAGCUUUUUUUUCUUAUUCCUCCCUUCUGGCUUGAUCUGUUUCUGGCAACGAAGAAACAAUAGCUGAAAGGAAUUGCAUAGAAUAUUACUCGAUGCUCUAGAAACGCCUGCUGAAGCUAAAAGCAUGUGCUGAAAAGUGGCACAGUUUUAAACGUCAAAAAACUGCACGGAGCCGUAAAGUCCCUUGCGCCAUGAUUUCUAUCCUGUUGACUGUGGUUCUCGCCGUGAUUUCAUUCUCUGUUAUUUCAUCAGGUAUGACCUAGUCAGUAACUACACCACUAUUCUUGUACAAGCAUGUCGAUAACGCAAUUAUUCAGACAUUAUAUGUAUACAAAUAAUGACAAACCGAGCGAUACUGUCUAUUUUCUGAUGUUUUAGAAGCUGGAAUUAAUAACAUCCCAAGAAAUAACAGCGAAAACAAGUAAGAAUCUGUAACAAUUAUACAUUCUAAAUACUCUUAAUCUUACGAUUGUCGCAUCUUUAGUCGCAUUACUCAGCCGGAAGAACACUGUCUAUGAUUUAGCAAACCCAACGCCUGUUCAGUUUUACAGUGUCAGUGUUAUGUUUUUCUCUGUACUACUGAUUUGUUUGGGAAACGGGACUAUGACGGCGUCAUUUUACUACUACGAUCAGAAUCCUUCGGGUUUUUGCUUUCUUGUGCAAAUUAGGGCUUUCUCAUUGGAAUUUUAUACAAUGCCUGGGCCGGUACCAUUAACGCGUUGGCAAUGAAAGUCUUGUGAUUUCAUUCAGGCUUAACCUGGGUAGCGUGGCGGUUUUGUCGAGCCGGGCGCACAAGCGGCGAAGCCGCGAAAUUCGCCCGCGAAGUGUGCGAAUCUCUGCCCUCGCCCGCCUUUAUUACUUAGCGCGCCCAACCAAAACCGCCACGCUAAGCAGGCUAAUUCAGGCUAAAUUCUUAAUUAUUAGAACUGAAAGUUCUUACGUCAUCUUGGAACAACGUUCUGCUACUGUACAAAACACCCUGUUAAUAAGGUUGCAUAAACUAGAUCUAGAAAAUUCCAUUCCAGUCGGAUCGAGGACAGAGGAGAAACGGGUCCGUUUAUGAAUAAAGACCACUUACUUUUAAUUAAUACAACGUUUUAUCACUAUUUUAUCUCUUCAGCUCUUUCCAUCACAUUUCAUCGUGCAUUCCAUAUGGUAUCAAUCAAUCCCUGUUCGAAAACGGUGGUUACUGCAAAAGUAUAAUCGGUAAUGUGCUAGUUAAGGGAACCAUUUUGGAGCUGUGGGACAAAGAAAAGAAAUUGAAGAGGUUUGACUCGUUUGUUAGAGAGUCAAAGCAACAGAAUCUAACCGCGGUACGCCAAAGCUGUCUCAAGCAGAUCGACGAUAUAUACUGUCAUCAUUACUUUCAACGGUGUUACAUUGAUUUUACGGUUCAGCGUGUUUGCAGAGAAGCAUGUGAGAAAUUAAAAUCUGAACAUUGUGAGCCUGAGUUCGAAAAGGCAGAUCAUUUAAACCGUGAUGGCACACACACGUUUCACAUCAUAGACUGCACAGAUCUGCCAUCUCGAAAAGGAACAGGUAUCUGCUACGAGCCCGCUAACAGGACCGAAGGUUAGAAAUACCCAUGAAACGAACAACCUUACCUUACGUUUAUUUUUUAGAGGAGGCAGCGUGGCCGAGUGGUCAGAGCGCUGGACUUGCAAUUCUGAGGCCCCGAGUUCAACAGGGGCACCCAACGAGGAUAUAGUUCAAAACCACUUAACAUCGCAUUGUUGAGCGUAUUUUAGUAUUUAAACGGUAGAUAUAGGCAUAUUUUUAUCCCCUAAAAACUUUUCAUCUGUUCGGAUUUCCUAGCUGUAAGUCUAGUGAUCCGAAAAUUAUAGGGAUAAAAACUUACCUUCUCGAAAAUUUCAGCCAGGAAAAGGCUCCCGAAAAUUUUUAGGGUCAAAAUCCGUUAAAAAUGGGUAAUUAUACCAUUUCGUAGAUGUUCGAAAAUCCUAGGAGAGGCAGGCAAGCAAGAAAUUUUACAACAAAUGUUCCAAAAAUUCUAGAACUCAAAUCGUCUUCCGAACAGAAAUUUUCCCGAAAUUGCCGUUGGGUGCCCCUGGUUCAAGUCCCGCUCUCACCGCUAGCUGGAUUUGUUCUCGGUAGUUCCGAGUUUAAAUCAUCGGUCACGCUUGUAAAUAGCCAACUGGUUUGCCUCCGACCAGUUAGGAUUUUUAACCCUGUUAAGUUCAAUUUGAAUUAUUUGUUUCAGGAAUUCGCUCGGCGCCACUAGCACUAGUGCUAUAAAUACUGCCGAGGAUGAAUAACGGAAUUCGUCUUCUUAUUAUUAUAUUUUAAAGCCAAAGCAUGAAGGUUUAAAAUAACUUCUGAUUAAAAACGGCUUUUAGAGUGGCUUCACACCAGUCGACGUUAAACCUUGUUUUGCUUAAUGAGUAAAGCAAGGGAACAACUGUAGCAAAUCCAAAACUAGUGUAAACGACAAGAGAAGCGAAUAUUAUCAGUGCUGAUUUGACUGAAACUUUGCUCUGCACAAAUCGAAACCUCUUAAUCACUUUUUAUUUGAAGAGAAAACCUCCACGCAAGAUGCAUUUGUUCAAGCCUUUAGCCUAGUUUGGUUGGUGUUUGACACAAAAUUUGGAGGAGGUUAAUGGAUAUUAUAUAGGUUUAGCUAAGGUCAAAAGCGAAGCUCUCAUUGAAACUUUUCAGCAUAGUAUUUCUUGGGUUGUUUUCUGCGCCUGCGAUCUCUUAAAUACCAUAACUGGUCAGCUGAGAACUUUACAAAACACGUCACUUCAAUGAGUUGAACACUUGAACCCGCAGUCAUGUGGCACUGGUCAGUGGAUACACUAUUUUGGCAUUUCACAUCCGCUAACAUGAAGGGGCGGAGGGCGUACGGCGUACGGAUGAUUUUGUCAUAACCAAAAUUUCGUGGAUGCAUAGAUAACCAAAUGUUUAAUUUUUACCCAUUCUGCUCCACUGCGCGCGAGAGCUCCGCCAUAAAAUGAAAAAAGGUAUCCAUUCAUAUCCGCACUCUCCCAUGCCACACCAGCAUAAAAAGAAAAUAGUAAUAAUAAUAAUAAUAAUAAUAAUAAUAAUAACCAAUAUGCACACGUGUGUUUAUUGACGAAAGAAAGAGCACAUUUCUUACUGACAAUAUCCUUUCGUUUUUGUCCCUCUGUUUUCAAUCAGAAGAACUCAAUGUUUCCAAUAAAGGUAAGUUCAAUAUACGCUUUCACAGGGCACAUCGACGAAUGCAAUUAUUUUACGAAAAAUAAAAUAUUUGACUGGGUAGCCCUUGUAAACUAGAUGAUUUGAACCUUGAUAUGGACGAAGUGACUGGAAUACUUGGGAUGUGUUAGAAUAAUACGAAUUGGAACAUAGCUUCUGUAUUAGAUUCCCGGAGAGCUUUUCAUGAUCUACCCUUUUGAAACAUGGAUAAAUAAAUUAGAUAAAUAACUGAAUUCACGGAUUUUGAUUUGCCAAGCCAUCAUAGUAUAUGUGGAUGUUAUAGGUCUGAAGCAAGGGGUUUUGUGAUCAAAUAAUCGCAAAGAAAUAAACGGAUAUGCGAGGAUUCUUCAACGAAUCCAGAAAUACAGUAAAGAAACAUGCGUCUACAGUUCACCUUACGGGCUUUGUUUUUCAACAUUCCAUGUUGGCAUGCCACUGGUGACAUUAACGAAAGCCAGACCCAUCUAACAGUUUGAAAAAUAGAAGCCAAAUACUAGUUCGAGGAAAAAGGUCCUUACAGAAACCAGAUUGGUAACUUGUGAAGCAAGUUGUACAACAUUUCGAGUUUAAUCUUAAUCAAUUUAAGUCACCAUGGUCAUGUAUGAAGAAUUACAAAACUUGCCGUAAUUUACACCUAUUCAAUUUUUGCGCAUGCGUUUGGAUUAUGGAAUAGUUAGAAAUAGCUACAGGUUUUGUAAUUCUUCAUAGACUGAUGACUACGAAUUUGCUUUAAGUCCACAUCUUAGACAACACUUAACAACAUUUAACAACAUUUUGUCUUAAAAGCAACCAUGACUGGUUUCUGUUUCUGUUUCUGUUUCUGUGUCAGUUUCUUCCUCGUAUUAGCAUUUUGGCUUUAACAAAGCUCCAAGCUCUUUAAUUAUGUUGGAUUUUCAAAGUCACAUUUCGACUUCUUUCUUUUUUAUAAUCGUGCCAGUGUGACGCUGAGACGCAGCGAAUGCAUAAUCGUAUUCAUUUCCUUUUAUUUCCGAAACUUCUACUUCUACAUCUCGCGAUCUCUUCGCUUAAAUCAAGGGGCUGUUCCACGGCAUUCCAGUUCAUUUUACUGCGUUUUUCCAAUUACUUACUCUUGCUCGCCAAGCAAUUAACGUUAGCGAUGAAAUUAUUCCUAAAUGACAAAAUCAUAGCUUCAUGGUAAACAAAUAUGUAUCCCGAGCGUUAGAUUUAAUUUACAAACAAUAAAGAUAACCUUUGAAAACAGUUUGGCCGAACUGAAAGACCCCAAUUGCAGUCCGUUUUAAUCUUCUUCGACUCCAUGCCUUCGUUAUUUUUACUGCGUUGAUAUUCAAACCUUCCCUCAAUGGUUUAAGUGAGUAUUUCUAAGUUGCGCUCAAUUUCGUGGCCAAGUCGUAAUGACUGACUUUCGUCUCAUAGCUGCUUUAAUAAUGAAUUUGUCGAAUUUCUUGUUUAAAGAUUGCUUCAUCGGGGACGGGCGUGGCUACCGGGGCAGCAUCAGCACAACUAUAUCAGGCUACACGUGCCAGCCAUGGAGUGCACCACACCCUCAUCUUGACCAGGUGGUCAAACAACAGAUAUCUGAAGAGAUAAAAAAUGGUAGCAAUUCCUGCCGCAAUCCAAGAGGUCUUAGUGUGAAAAGCCCAUGGUGUCUUAUCAGCAACAGGACCGUGCAGUGGGAGUACUGUGAUGUGCCUAAAUGUUCCAUAGACGGUACGUUACUGAAUUCCAAAACUUACACAAGUAUUUGAUAGGAUACGAAUCACUAACAAAUGAAACCACUUCACAGGAAGAGGCCCUUCCAUGCUCCAAGAGUAUGAAUUGACGUAACGUCUGUGAACGUAGUCCUGAAUAGGACUGUUGUUGUUGACAGUGACUGACGUUUCGACAGCCUGUGCGGUAUAGUCAUCCUCAAACUCAAAGUGAGUUGUAUCACGUCAGUUGAUGGUAUUAUACUCUGGUUAUUGAUCUGAUUGGUCAAUUACGUCGCGAUGUUAUUGGUCGUCUGUCAGUUAAGCCGUGAUGUUCUUGGCUGUGAAGACUCGUAAUCUGUAAUUGAUGCGUUUCGAUCCAUCUAUUGUAGAAGCAUUUGAUUUUGUAUACUGCUCCCUGUCUGUCCUCCGGUUUGUCUUUGUCCUUGACAUUAGUAAGCAGUCGCCUUUAAGUGGUUAUCGGUUUGUUUGCAACAAGUAUAUUGUAAGGUUGUAAUAUACGUGCAAUAGUUUCAGAGAUGCCUCUGAUGUACGGUAUAGUCGCUGUCGUAACAGGGCCAGAGUUGGUCUGAGUGUUGGAAUCAGUGUUACUGCGUUGUAAUUGUUCUUACUAAAAACGUUGUUAAGAUAAUCGGUCUAGUCCCUGUCAGGUGAGUUACAGCUUUCUUAUUAAGUACCGCAUAGCAGUACAGCUGAAAUGAUUUUUGUUGCGUAAUCACAGUAUAAUAUAAAAUAUUACUCAGACUCAAUGUUACCUGACUGCUCCGCCUAAACAAAAUAAGAAAUAAAAAAAGGAAAGACAGCAGUUAACUAAGAAAGGUUAAUGCCACAUGAAUUACCACAUUGCAGGAUGUUAUCCUUUUCUUAUUGACUCCUCGAUUCUGAGCGCAAUCCACGAUAUUGGACUGCCAGGCACUUUAUUUUUCUUUCUUUCUCUCUAUCACAAAGCCCCCUUAAACCCACCAGCCAACUUUCGAGGUCACAGCUUAAACUCGACAAGUAUUGAACUCUCCUGGGGACAAGUUCCAAAAUAUCUUCGGUAUGGAACAGUGCUCGGCUUCCAUUUGGCUUGCCUAAGGCUCCACUCGACAGAAGAGCAUUCGGUGAAUUUGCCAUCUGCACAGCUUAAUUGGAUGUUCAAAGGACUGAGAAAAUUCACAAGUUAUAGCUGUCGACUGAGAGCUUACGACAGGUUUGGAAAUGGUACAUGGAGUGAAAAACUGGUUAUUACUGAUGAGGAUGGUAAGUCAUAAAUGUUCCCGGAUUUGUUUUUCCUGAAAUGUUACUGAAUUAUUCAAUGACUGACUGACGACUGACUGACUGCGUUCUGGCGAUAAACUGUGUUUUAGAGAAUAAAAAUUGGUUGGCCAGUAGAAUUUCUGUCUUUUAUCAAGUAGCAAAGUGAAGAAAGCGUUCUUGAAUCAAUAGAUAAAAGGGGGGGCGGGGAACCUAAAGCGUUCGUCAAAAAAAAGACUGCGGUUAUUAGGGUUUCUGUUAUUAGGAGCUUUUAGGGCAGGGGUUCAGCUCGUAGAUAAAGGAUCGUUAGACGAUAUCCAAUGUGCAACAGGCUUUUUUUCACAAUUUGACAGUUUAUACUCUUAGUCCACUUCUCUUUUAUGGCGUACUUGCAAAAGAGCAGUUUCUGCAUUCUUUGACAAAUCUUAAGGAUUAGGAUGCUUCGAUACUACAGCUAAGUGUGUUGACCAAGCUAAAUAGCUGGCUACACUGAAAAUUAAAAGGAUCUGUUUCAGCCCCAAAGUGUCAAUUCAGCCCUGCAGGCUGAUUCAGCCCUUCCUGGAGCCAUUUGAGCAAAAUUUAGGCCAAAAAAGCUCAAUCAAAAGGCUAUUCCAGCCCACGGUAGGGACAAUUUCAGCACUGGGACCAAAUCAGUCGUGGCUAAUUGGACUGUAUUGGCCCUGAUCUAAGGGAGCCAAAUUAGACCCAAAAAUAGGACUGUAUUUUACUCACCGAAACGGCCCUGUUUUUAGGGCUAAAACAGAUCUUUCUGAUUUAGAGUGUAUCAUUCCUAGCUGAUAGAUAUAUUGCAGCAGAUCCGUACUUCUGUAUGGGUAUAGCAUUAGAUAACGUUGGGUGGAGCCAAAUUGGACACCUUAUGACGUUUACUCAUUUCAUUAUUCUCUUAACGUAACGAUACCGAAAAAGGACCCCAGCAACCUUGUAGAAUUGCUGAAAACAAACAAACAAAAAUGCAAAGCAUCAGUUAUGGAGAGAACAUAAUAAAGUCAGUAAACACCGAUGUGUAGUGAUUAUGUUUAAGCAGUGGACUGAAAACGGUUAGCUUUCAAAUGUGAUACGGCAUGUUCUUCAUGUAUUUUUACUGAAGGAAACAAGCUGGCUUCAGCCACUGUUACCUAAUGCUAAUCUUUCUGUAUUUACUGUUUUGUUAUAGUCCCAGAUCGUCCUCCGAGAGAAAUAUCGGCGCUUAGCUUAGGCAAGAAUGCCGUGCAGCUUAACUGGAGACCAGUCUCACCGGAACAUACCAAUGGAAUGGUGCUUGGUUACAGAGUGUUUUAUAAUGAAGUUCACAACACGUCACGAGCCGCCAGCAUCAAGGUUGCAGCAGAAGAAACGCAUUUAACUAUUGGUGGAUUGAGACCCAGUACAAACUAUAGCUUCCAGAUACUUGCAUUUACCACAAAAGGCAACGGUACUAUCAGUGCAAAAUACUUCGCAAAAACGUUUUCAGGUAUAUAAAGGCGCUUCUUCUUUAAAAGGUAAUUAUUUGAUAUGAGAAAAGUUCAGGAAAGUUCUCAUUUUGGUUCCUUAUUGACCCCCCGCUGUUGUUCGAGGAUAGCAUUUUGUGCAAAAAGAGUGUUCUCGGACAAAGAAAUUAACAAGCCUUGACAUUCCAACCCAAAUUGAAAUUAGACAUGUCCUCUUCAUUCGUAAGGGUUACAAGAGUAGUGUAGUACUUAUUAUCGCGGCAAAUAUAUCUGACCUUAUACAGCAGUACAGUGAGCAAGCAACAAUAGUUUAUACGUAAUCAAAAGUACGCCUAGACUGGUAAGUGUUGUUAUAUGAAGGUUCGCAAUCGUUUUAUGAAAGUUGUUCUAAAGCUACAACUUAGUGAUACCUUUAAACCUUUGGGAAAAUAAGUAUUAGAAUAGUUUGGUGACGCUUAUAAAACUUGCACUUGCACUGUCUAAUUUAAAUUCAUGCCUUAUUCUCAGAUUUGUCGAUGAAGCGAAAUCGCGAAAGCGACGACAGACGACAAAGCAGUACCACAGGCCUAGGUACUUAACUUUAAUCUUUCACCUCAACGCAUAAGCGUGGUAAAGGUUUUAAAUUUCCUUAAUUCGUGUCAUCGAGAAUUUUACGCUUUCUUUUUGUGUUUUCAUCUAACAGGAACUGAAGGCAUUGUUAUAACAGUCGUUAUAUCCAGUAUAGUUGCUGUUGGAGUAAUUUGUCUAGCAAUCUACUUUGUCAGAAAGAAACAGUCAUGGAACCUCAGAGUCCGCUACAGUAAGUGAUAAUGGAUACCCUUCGCCCACUGACAUCUCCCCACUAAACCAAAAAUAUGGCCCUAGCUUUAACAGCUAGUCUGCUCAGUCUCAUGGGCCAAAAACACUCUCUAAUGUCACACGCGUUGGAAACGCUCAACUCAACGUGCAGAUUUCCAAAAUUAGAAGCUUCACUACAAUAUCUAUUGUAAGUAAAAUAUAAUGUUCGCAAACAAGCUUUGACCUAGUUAGGUAAUAAUCGGUUUGCGCUCGAAUUCAAAUUUAGUCAUUUAGAAAGGAGAUUUCUGGGAUUUUCAACUUACAAUUUGUAACUCUAGCACCCCAUGUUUAAAUCAUAAAGUAAGGAAAUUACCCCGCUUUAUUUUUAGAACAAACGUAAUUUUCUCUGAUUCCAGUGACGCCUAAUGUACCCGGCACAGAUGUCAACGAAAGUCUUGUCGCAGUAGAGGCGACUGAUGUAGGUGAAGUGAGAGAGUUAACCCCUCUUGGAGAAAUAAAGACUGAGGGAUGGAGGCACAGCACAGAGAGACUAACUACAUAA